Pisolithus orientalis is the source of this 1701-nucleotide messenger RNA. RefSeq lists its product as uncharacterized. Bases 1 to 1701 code for a protein of 566 amino acids. The record is from RefSeq and is a predicted model, not a curated record. The transcript is spliced from 6 exons. NCBI's taxonomy places the organism in Eukaryota, Fungi, Basidiomycota, Agaricomycetes, Boletales, Pisolithaceae.
AUGGCACCCCAGACAUGUUCCCAGAGAGCCCUCAGAGCUGCUUCCAACACAUCCUCCACUGAUGAAAGUGAAAUCAGACAUGCAUUUGACAAUGUCAUGAAAGCCAUUUCUCCUCCAUCUCAUCAUUCAGACUCAGCAUGCUCUUCUCCUCUGUCCCCAUCCUAUGGUGUAAUAAUGGGCAGUCUCCUUUCCAGAGUAAUGACUCCUCCAGAAGAUCCAGAUUCCUCUGUUGAUGAGGAUGAAGUGAACCAGAUACACAAGAAGUGCCAGGCCAUGAUAAACCACUUGAGUGGGUCAGAUGAGGAGUGUCAAAGCAAUGCCUCUGGUGAUUCCUUGGUGAAUGUGCAUGGCCUAUCACUUGCACCAUCACAUCCACCCCAUCAAGACUCAAGUCAGGAGUCAGGGGCACCUUCUGUACAUGGUAUCAUCAUGUGUCCCAUGGCCAGGCCUACCACAUGGGUGAUGGCCUACCAGACUCUAGGGACACUCUGGUAUGAAACUUGGAUCAAUGCCAGCAUCCUCAACUUUCAUCUCCUGUCCCAAUGUGGGGGCACCCAUGCCUUACCAGAUGCACAGGAGAUUCAAUUUUUUCAUCAACACCAUCUCUUCAAUUCCCAUCCUGCUGAUCCAUCUGUUCCCAUUGCCUUUGUGGUCAUGCAAAACAGUCACUUCUUUGUUGCAGUCUUUGAUUAUUGGUUGAACCUUGCAUUCAUCCUUGGAAGGCACAUCAAAUGCAUCCCAGAAACCCCCCAUCCAUACUAUGACCCACUGCACCAUGACUGGAAUACAUGGAAUGGCCCUUUCUACUGGACAUGCAUAGCAUCUCUUCAUGGAUUUGAUGCCAUCAACCCAACCCAAGUUGAUGUGCAGAUGUUCUACUUGGGUCCCCCCAUCAGAUUGUCAGACCAUAUCCUCCAAGUAGGUGUUCCAGCUAACUACAAGUCUUCUCAUCAAAUCAGUGACCAUGUUACUGGAAAUUACUCCCUUGCCCUGCAGGUGCCCCAUCCAUCAAGAGUUGAUGUGGAUGAUGUGGUCAUACUGGGUGCCUCUCAGAUGAUUGAGAUUGGCUCAAGCACCUCAGAAUGUCUCAUGAACACCUUUGUGAAUGGGUGGCACAAGGAUGGACAUCACAUCUGCCUGGACCUGGAGCUGGAUCACAAGUUGGUGACUCCAGAGGAGUUGGAAGUCACCAUGGCCAAUGACAGUCUCAUAUGGGUGAUGCAUUCCCUACAGUUCAACACACCCCUACCCAUCUACCUUGGUCCCAUCAUUGAGGAAAAGGCUCCUAUGCACAAGCACAAUCAUGUGUACAUCAACAUCCUUGUGCCUCAGUCAGAGGCAGAUUCCAGUGCCAUUGGAAGCCAUACCAAAUGGUUGACCAUGGCAUUUCCUUUGUGUGGAGUUCCCCACACAGUGUUUGGUGCCUUGAGCAAUGCUGCUGGCACCAUGAAUGUCUACAUUUGCUUUCCCAGGAUGAUCCACAGGGAUGAGAUGAUGCACAAGCAUGCCAAUCACAUCCCAAAGGAGGUCCUUGACUUUUUCUGGGAGCAUGUCCUACUUCCAGCAUCUGUACACAUCCCAAUGUUUCAAGGUGGCAAAACCAAGAAGGCUGGUCAGCCAAAAGCAGUCCCCUUUUCUAUGCAAGUGCUGAAGCAGAUCCAGAAGACCAUGGAGGCAAUCAUUGGAGAGGACCCUUCAUGA